Molecule: messenger RNA, 1347 nt
Organism: Caenorhabditis briggsae
Lineage: Eukaryota; Metazoa; Nematoda; Chromadorea; Rhabditida; Rhabditidae
Exons: 11
Coding region: 1-1347 (448 amino acids)
Biological process (GO): dephosphorylation
Molecular function (GO): phosphatase activity
Source: RefSeq, a predicted model, not a curated record
AUGAGGUUUUCUCUCUGGACCUCAUUUUUUAUAUUUCUGGCAUUCGCUAAAGUAAUCCAAGCUGUUGAGAAAGCGGAUCACGCAGAUGAGGAAGUAAUCACUGCUGAACAGGAUAUUCCGGUUCACAAGCCACGUGGAUAUAAGCUGAGGAAACUGGAAGAAGGAGAUGAAUUAUUGUUGAGUCAAGUUGUAUGGCGUCACGGAGAUCGUGCUCCAACCGGCACUUAUCCAACCGAUCCACAUAAGGAAGAAGCCUGGCCAAAUGGAUGGGGAGAGCUCACUCAGCUUGGAAUGCGUCAGCAAUACGCUUUGGGACGUCUUCUUUUCAAAAAAUAUGUCAACUCCACUGGACCAUCCCAGCUUUUGAGUGGUUCCUAUAAUUCCAAAGAGGUCUACAUUCGCUCAACAGAUGUCAAUCGAACUUUGGUAUCAGCCCUGGCAAAUUUGGCUGGAAUGUUCGAAAAUGGAAAUCGUGGAGCUGAUUAUCCGGAUGCCAAAAGAUGGCCAACUAAUUGGACACCUAUUCCAAUUCAUACAUUGGCUGAGAAAGAUGACCCGGUUGGCAAUGUUUUUGCACCAUGCCCACGUGCUGAAGAGCUCACCAAGGAAAUAUAUUCUGGAAAUGGAUUCCAGAAGUUUGUGGCUGAAAAUCAGGAAUUCCUGGAUUUUGUUUCUGAAAAGACUGGAAAGAAAAUUAUCAUGCCAGAAAUUUAUAUGAUAAACGAUGUGCAUUAUAUUGAGAAGCUCUACAACAUGUCCCAACCCGACUGGAUUACUGAUGACGUGGAAAUUAAGCUUCGGAAUCUUUCUCAAGUGUCGACAAGAUUCCUUUUCGGAAUCGGCGAUCCAUAUGUUCCAGAAUUGAUUCGUUUGAGAGGAGGACCUCUUCUUUCCACUAUGAUCGACAAAAUGAACCAUAAAUUGAGCUGCGCCGAGAAAAACAACCAGGGAGAGGAUUGUGCAUGGAUUGGAAAGCUCAAAUAUCAUGCUUACAGUGCGCACGACACAACAGUUUACGCAUUUUUGACGACUUUUGGAGAUGAGGAGAAAGUGAUUGAGGGAGGAAUGCCCCAUUAUACGGCAUCGGUUGCUGUGGAGCUUUGGAAUCUGAAAAAUGGAGGACCGAGUGUCAGAGUUUUGUUCCAUAGUGCCUUCCAUCACAACUACCACGUCAUCACUCAUUUGGCCAAGGGAUGCCCACAUAAUUCGGAAUUUUGUUCUCUGAAGACUUUCGAACAACGCAGUCUGAAAUUCCUCCCAGUCAACCUUGAGAAAGAAUGUGCUUCCCGAAAAUCGGCUGAAAAAAAUCGAACUCUCUGGAAAUUCAAAGGAACUAAGCAUAAUUAA